Molecule: messenger RNA, 780 nt
Organism: Rhizoctonia solani
Lineage: Eukaryota; Fungi; Basidiomycota; Agaricomycetes; Cantharellales; Ceratobasidiaceae
Product: Electron transfer flavoprotein domain
Exons: 7
Coding region: 1-780 (259 amino acids)
Cellular component (GO): cytosol
Molecular function (GO): electron transfer activity
Source: RefSeq, a predicted model, not a curated record
AUGAGGCCAUCAGCUAUUAAUCGUCUCAAAGUCCUUGUACCAGUCAAGCGGUGUGUCGAUUAUGCUGUCAAGAUCCGGGUGGUCAACAAUGCAGUGGAUACCAACGUAAAGCAUUCAAUGAAUCCGUUCGACGAAAUUGCUGUUGAAGAGGCCGUCAGGCUUCGGGAGAAGAUGGGCGAAAAGAUAGAAACUAUUACUGCUCUGACUAUUGGUCCGACCAAAAGUCAAGAAACCCUGCGUACAGCACUAGCUAUGGGUGCUGAUACCGGUAUUCAUGUGGAAAUACCCGAGUCAAGUUCACCAGAGCCACUUGGUAUCGCAAAAACAAUCGCAGCUUUGAUCAAACGCGACAAGCCGGAUAUUGUUAUUAUGGGUAAGCAGGCUAUUGAUGGAGACCAAGGCAUGACUGGGCAAAUGCUUGCCGGACUUCUUGAAUGGCCCCAGGGCACUCAAGCGAGUAAAGUGGUGAUCAGAGAUGGCGAAAAGGAGGUGGAUGUGACCAGAGAGAUUGACGGCGGUUCGGAAACUGUGCGACUUGCGCUGCCUACUAUUAUCACCACAGACUUGAGACUGAAUGAGCCUAGAUAUGCUUCUCUCCCCAAUAUCAUGAAGGCAAAGAAGAAAAAGAUCGAAAAGGUCACACCAGAAUCCCUGGGAGUUGAUCUCGCUCCAGUUCUCGAGACUGUCGGCGUAUCGGAGCCCCCUAAACGAGUGGGCGGCGGCAAGGUGGAAUCUGUGGAUGAACUUGUUGCCAAGUUGAAGGAAGCAGGCGUAGUUUAA